This is a messenger RNA of Seriola aureovittata, 3337 nucleotides long. It is a transcript of the gene golph3a, whose product is annotated as golgi phosphoprotein 3a. The coding region runs from base 192 to 1073 and encodes 293 amino acids. Gene Ontology annotation, molecular function: phosphatidylinositol-4-phosphate binding. Gene Ontology annotation, cellular component: cytosol; Golgi cisterna; trans-Golgi network. Gene Ontology annotation, biological process: Golgi vesicle budding; Golgi organization; Golgi to plasma membrane protein transport. The transcript is spliced from 4 exons. The record is from RefSeq and is a predicted model, not a curated record. NCBI's taxonomy places the organism in Eukaryota, Metazoa, Chordata, Actinopteri, Carangiformes, Carangidae.
AGCUGCGGACGAAGUCAAGGAAGGGGAGCAGUUUCACAGAUGACACGGGUGCUCGGGCUGCAGUAGUCUGUUUACACGACACUCAGGAUAACUGAUAUAUGGUUGACAACAAGUAAGUGAAGCAAACAUCUCGGGCAGCGUCGUCCGAGGCGUUCUGUUUUCGUUGUCGUUUAGCUAACUCGCCGGUAGACAUGACUUCCUUGACUCAGCGGAGUUCGGGCCUCGUGCAGAGGCGGACCGAAGCCUCGCGCAACGCCGCUGACAAAGACCGUCCGUCCUGCGAGGAGGACCACGAGCCCCGGCGGGGAGACGAGCAGGAAGACGACGACACCGGAGACUCCAAAGAAACACGUCUGACCCUGAUGGAAGAGGUGCUGUUGUUAGGACUGAAAGACAGAGAGGGCUACACCUCGUUCUGGAAUGACUGCAUUUCAUCGGGGUUGCGAGGGUGCAUGCUGAUUGAACUGGCCCUGAGAGGACGCCUUCAGCUGGAGGCUUGUGGCAUGAGGAGGAAAGGUCUGCUGGCCAGGAAGGUCAUUUGUAAGUCAGAUGCUCCAACAGGUGACGUGCUGCUAGACGAAGCCCUGAAACACAUCAAAGACACCCAGCCGCCAGAGACGGUGCAGAGCUGGAUCGAACUGCUGAGUGGAGAGACGUGGAACCCCCUGAAACUUCAUUAUCAGCUGAGGAACGUCCGUGAACGGCUGGCCAAAAACCUGGUGGAAAAAGGCGUCCUCACCACUGAGAAGCAGAACUUCCUGCUCUUUGACAUGACUACACAUCCUCUGACCAACAACAACAUCAAGCAGCGUCUCAUCAAGAAGGUCCAGGAGGCUGUACUGGACAAGUGGGUGAAUGACCCUCAUCGAAUGGACAAGCGGCUGCUCGCGCUCAUCUUCUUAGCCCAUUCUUCCGACGUCCUGGAAAAUGCCUUUGCCCCGCUGCUAGAUGACCAAUACGACCUGGCCAUGAAGAGAGUGCGGCAGCUGCUGGAACUGGAGCCCGAGGGAGAGAGCAUGAAAGCCAACGCCAAUGAGCUGUUGUGGGCUGUGGUGGCCGCCUUCACCAAAUGAGGCUACCACAAAGAGGACACCAAGCAGUUAUGGCAUUCAAGUGGCAUUGUAUGUUGGGGUGGGAAUCACAGUAUUGACCCCCCAACCUGGUGACUUGACUGACUUACAGUUAACCCCUGCCUGGACUUUUGGAAUGGGCUGCCCUCUUUCCUUGUCCCCCCCCCCCCCCCACCUCAUCCUCCUUCCCUCCCAGAUAACAGUCCUUGUUGAUCCUUCAUGCCCCCCCCCCCCCCCUCUGUCAUUUAUGUGUUCACUUUUGCUAAAAAAAAUUAUAAUAAUAUGGAACUUAGAAUGAAAUGGUUGGUGAUGAUGUGGGUGGAGCUGAAAUCAAGAUAUUGAUUCAUAUCCUCUUUUUUUCUAUUUGUUAAAUCUUUUUAUCUUUAACAGUUAGAGGUACAGCGUGUAUGGCACAAGUUACUCGAGGUACCAUCCUGACACACCUCAGAAUACAAUAACCAAUGUGAUGUAGAUGUGUACAGAUGUGCAGACGUGUACAUGUACAGGACAGUGAUGCUGACAAGUCUUUACAUGGUUAUUCUACCAAAUUUGAAGUGUAAGGAUGUGAUCUAUUCGUUGACUAGAGGACAGAUCCAAGUAUGAGUCUAGACCUAGAACUACUCUGUUGAUGCCUCGGAACCCAUCCCAUCCAUCCAUCACAUAUACCUGCUCAUCCAGGGACAACAACCCGCCCCCCGCCCCCCCCCACCCACACACAGUUCAUGUGUAAAACGGGACAAAAAGUCUAAACAUGAAUGGAAGCUAUAAACAGGUCCAGGAAGGUGGAGUUUUGACUUUUGCAGUAUGACUUUUAUUAUUGGUUAAUUAGACUCAUCUCCAUUUGUUGUUUAAAAUGAGUAGAACUGGUGAACAUUAUGAGACACACAAACAUAUACAGUUGAUAGUUAUGAUGGUGGAAAGAAAAAUGAAUGAUACUAAAUAUACAAUCUACAGUAUGAAACCCCUGGGAAUCUAGCACUAGCAUGAGACUCAAAGGCAAACUACUCUGCUCCUCCCCUCCCUCCCUCUCUCCCUAACUCUCCCUCCCUAACUCUCCCUGCUCCGUUAGGCCCCGCCCAGUCCUCCACCUACAUUCUGGUCACGUUCGCUGUUUCAGCUGAUGCAGGAAUCAGGACCUAGCCAGCCUGUGAGUCAGACCCAGUGACAUCUUCCAGCAGCUAAUGCUAGCUUUGGCAUUCUCUGAUUGGUUAGAAAGAAGAGGCUUGCUCAGAACACUUUAGGAGGGAAUAUGUCGGCGCUGCUGCCAGGCUGUUCAAUGAGUCUGCAGCACCUCAACACACUAACAUAGUUUUUGGAGCAAAUUUCAACUAAAAUUAUAAUUUUUGAAGUAAUUCUUGAACAUACUAUAGCUUUAAUGAAACUUUCUGACAUAAUGAAUUGAAAACAGGUCAUACCGUCUCAAAAAUCCUCUGACUUUUUAUUCAUAGUGAAACAUUUUGAUGUAGGACCCAGGCUUGGAUUGUAUCACUUCUAGAUACACUGUCUAAAUGUGCUCAUAUAAACCAGGUUAGCCUGUAAUAUCUGUCUGAUUUGCAGUAACAUCAGCUGACACAAUGUUAACUGACUCUGACAAGGGGAAAAUGCAUCUUUGUGUGCUUGGCUGUUGAGGAUUAAACUGAAAUAUUUUAGCAGCGGGAACAAACUCAGGAAAGCAGAGCCAAUCGAUGCCAGCUACCUUUGUUAGCAAAAUUCAAAUAGACAGACAAAGUUUUCACCUUCUCAAAAUAAACCCACUAUAUCUACUGAACUUUGAAAGAAUCCAAAAGUGUGAUCAGAAGAAUCAGAAGACGGGCUCACAUUCCAGAUGUUGAUGUAUAUACUUGUGUAUUUGUAUCAGGCACAAAUUCACACUGUCACUUUUCCAGAACCGUGGAUCAGCUGCACUGUCUUUCACUUGUUGGACAUUGUGCUCAAACAUUCAACAAAGCCUUGUCACAACAAACGUUGCUCUUAAUUUCAUAUUGCCUCAAUUUUUUGAAUUUUAUUUUCACAUUUGUUCAACUGUUCUUUGCUUUAACACAGAUUUUUGCUAACGAAGCUCAUGGAUCUUGUGAAAGACUUUGCUGAGUGGAGAUCGCCUCCUUCGGGGUGCUGUAUGUAGCAGAGAGCUGAGAGUGAUUAGACAGAGACUGUGGGGGAAGAGGAGAGGUGGGCAACAGGUUUAUGCGUCUGAGAAUCACCUCGUAUUGUGGAUUGAAUAUGAGAGAUUAUAUGUUAUCUAAAUAAAGGGACCUCUAAUCUGUGUA